This is a messenger RNA of Paramuricea clavata, 6306 nucleotides long. Lineage: Eukaryota; Metazoa; Cnidaria; Anthozoa; Malacalcyonacea; Plexauridae. The record is from the annotation of a GenBank genome assembly.
GUAAGAUAUCAAAACAAUAACAAACCCGAAGGAAAAUUUUACGCUAAUUUUGUUCGAAGCUGUUGUCUUUUGAAAAUCUCUGGCAGAAUACGGAAUAAAGUGGCUUUAUCAAGACUUACCCUCGAUGUAUUCUGAAUGGCGAGUAAAAACGGUAGGGGAAUUGUUCUAAACGCAUAAGCUUGACAAAAAUACAGACAUCUUUCGCGGGUUUUGUGCUGUUCUCGUGAGAGACAUCGCGGGUUUUUUACGACAAUGAAGGGAAAUAAGUGUAGUUUAACACAGGAUUUUUUCUUAAUUUUUAGCCUGCUUGGGAGGGCGAUAUCUUUGGAAGAUUAACACCACCUCCAGAAGAUAUAAUUGAAAUGGAACAAGGGUUCUUUUGCUUUCCAACGAAUAUCCUUGGAGAACAAUCAUGCUGUGAACAGCCUGGCAAUACUGAAGAGGAAAACUUGCUGUUGGAUCUGGAAUCUGAUACAAUAUGUCCGCGUGAAUUUGAUGGCAACAAGAGCGGGCCAACUUUAGCAGAACUAAAUGAUACUAGAUCACGUUCCCCGCUUAUAAACCCCGAAAUGAAACGACUUCAUCAGGUGGCGAUUUUAACAGUAGCCGAUACAGAUGAAGAGCCGAUGUGCGAGAGUACAUCCAAAACACAAAGCUGUUCUGUGUUAGAACGACAACUGAAAACCCAGCAAACGGCUAGUGUAUAUCAUGAACAACACAUGCCGAGCUAUAGCAACUGCAGUACAGCCGUGUCAACGACUGUCACUAGAUCUAAAAGCAUACCCAUACCCAAGAGGGAUAUGAAACUGGCUCAUCAAAGCGUCUGCCUAUCUCCCCCUUCCCCGCAAGACAGAAAACCCUUGUUCCAAGACAGAAAACCGUUUGAAAAUUUCUACCAAACACAGAGCAUUCAACAGCAAUAUAUUACACCACAGUUUGGGACUAGUUAUACAGCUCAGAGAACGGAGAUAACUAGCCCAGGUUAUCCUGCAGAGACCGCUUCGAAUUCUCAACUAUCACAACAACAAGAAUCUGAAACAUCUGCUUCGCAUGAGCAGGUAGUAAAUCGUGCGGCUUCGAACGCAUACCAGAGCGAAAAUUGCGAUGAAAGUGAUGAAGAUGAUGAGAUGGACAGCGAAGCCGAAGAUAUUGAGGAAGAAUACUGUCCUUUUCAAAAAGAAGGCAAAACACCAGCUCGGAGGAAGGGACGAAAAAGCGAAAGCGAGGACAUGGUACCUAAUCCGACAAAGUUACUAAGCAUAGGCCGGGAGUUGGACAGAUUGAACAAAAUUAUAAGUUGUCUCAAACCGAUCAAUGAAGUGCCUCAACAUUCUCGAGGGCGAUCGAGAAGGGAGAAAAAUAAGCUUGCUUCAAGGUAUGUAAAUAUGGGAUGUUUUCAAACCAUUAUUUCCGACCUUGACUACACUCUAUAGAGCUGAACCGGAUGUAGUUAACUCUACUUUUAGCAAGGUUUUUUUCCUAAUAGUUCCUAUCCAAAUUUGUAGAGGCAAUAACAAGCCAAAAAUACUAGUAAUAGCUACUUUAUCAGGCUACAAAAACAAACGAACGAAAUUAAUAGAUUCUAACAACGGAAAUUGCUACAUUUUCGGGAUUGUAAAUUACAUAUAUUAAUUAAUAUAAAAAAGAACGAUUUAAAACUGCAUUGAAUGGCCACGAAUCAAAGUCAAUAUGUAGCAAUACUAAAGCAAAUUUAAAUAUGAUAUUUUAUGAAAGUACAAAUAUUCUGUACAAAAUAGUCACAGUAAUCGUUUCUUACCACGAUUUUGUACCUCAAUAUAGUUUUCCCGCAAAAUUUUCCCGCGAAAAAUUUUCCCGUCUGGUUAUAGUCAGAGUAUACUUUCUAGAGCAUUCGAAAAUUAAAGAAAUAUUUAUUCGUGACUCGUGUAGCAUGGUCAGCAGAUAAAUAUCACGGUGCAUAUGUAUUUAAUAUGCCAAAAUUACAACAUGAAAAACAUGCCAACGUGUUUGUUUAUAGAACUGUGGUUCUGCAUUGGUGCAGGAACACCUGCUUAAAACAGCUGGAAAAGGCUGAAAAGGUUUAGGGGAAACCCAUGAAGUAAUGAAAUUUUGAUUUGUUUACAGUAAUUUGCAGUUCGAGACGUCGCUGCGCUCUCGCUGUAUCUUUUUCACCGACUUUGCAGUGUUCAACAGUUUCAAAACUGUGUUCCGUGACCGCCUUUCCUGUUUGUCUUUUUUAAUUUCUUUGAGAUCAAUAUGUUUCUCAAAUUAUUGUGUCAACUAAUUUGGACCAGUUUUACAAAUUUCCAUUCGUAGCAUUUGCGUGCAGUAUUUGAAAGAAAAAUAAUAAAAGUUAAAACUAUUAAAUCAUCAAGUGGUAUUUCAACCUCUUGCUUAUAAUCUAGGAAGUAAUUGUAAAUAGUUACGUAACACUGUUUAUAUUAAAUCAUUCCCUACAUUUGGUGUUAAACUUCUGCUUAUUUUUAACUGUCAUAAAUUAACUGAAAUUCCCCUAUCUUCACAAAAUAUAAUUCCAUUGAACCAUAAUGGUUAAUAGGAAUAUAGAUUGAACAUACCCAAACGUUUUCUUUCAUUAGCUCGCACGCUCAAGUGAGUGGGCGGAUUUAAACAAAGUUUCAAUCUAAAAUCUAUUAAAACAGAUAUUGCGUUGACAUGUAUUUCUAUAAAUCAACGGCAGUUACCAAUUUGGUCUCUUUUACCUAUUUAAUACAUUAAUAGAUUUGCUAUGUUUAAUUAAUACAUGUUUAUCUCAAUCUGUGGGUUUAAUGACUUUGCACACAUGACACAUCAAUUUUAUGUAUGUACCUGAUCAGUAUGGGGUCAAAAAAUACAGACUAUAAUUAAGAUGUAUGGCAUACGUGUAUGAGUGGGCAAUUGUUUAUCGCAAUUUUGCACACAAUAGGUCUUUGAGAAUAAAAAGCUUUUUUCCAUGACAAUGGCUCAGUCCUUUUUUCAUAGCCUUGGUAACAUAACAGAGAGCUGAGAGAUACUGAAAUAUUUGCACUCGAGAACUGAAAUAUUUCAUACAAUUUUGUACUGCAGUACAGAACUGUGUACAUUAAAACUCCAGACACCCACAUUCGUCGGAUCAUCUUGCAGCCCACGUUUCACAAGACACUAAAGUCAAUCACUGCAAAACAAUAGAGAAAUUUCUAUUAAUAGAGAGGUUCGGAUUUCACUUCCAUUAUCGCUACACUACCUCUCAUUGACUUGGUACCCAUCUGAUUGGUUAAUCAGAUAAUAUAUCAAACGCAUCUGAUUGGUUAAUUAUCCCAUUGUGGAAGUCAAAUCUGGACCUCUCUAUUAAUUAUGGCUAUGUUAGUUCCAUUGAACAAGAUGCCCAAAAGUCUUGAUGAUUGUUUCAUACUCUGUUCACAAUUUCAGAGCUUGUCGACUGAAGAAAAAGCAACAACAUGAAGCCAAUAAAGUCAAAUUACAUGGCCUCCAAAGUGAACAAGGUUUGUUUAGUCAAAUGUAUUGUACGGUAAUUAUUGCUAGAUUGACAUGAACUUAAAUUAAGUAAACCUGAUUACAAGGGUAAGUUUUUGCAAGUUUUAAUCCAUUUAAGCUGCAAUGCACCCAAAUGUGCCCUACUUUGUUGUUUACUCUGUCUAACACCAGAGGAUUUUAUUUGUCAGCGAUCAAGGGGAGAGUCUUGCCCAUUAAUGGGUUAACCAUUCAACUAAUGUAAUUAUGUAAUAAUUAUAUUAUGUUAAUUUAUAUGGUUAUAUCAAGUCAAGCCCAUAUUAUGCAACUUGUAACACAAUAUUACAUUGUGCUGCAACCUGGGAUUGCCCUGGAUUGGGAAACUUGGCCUUUCUUAUAUUGUAUGUCUUUCUUUCCUUAUAGAAAAUCUGUUGUUCAUAAUCAAGGACAUGAAAAGUGAAAUUGUAAAUCGGGCACAAUAUCCAAGAAAGCCUGGCACUCAAUUGAAUGAAAAGUUCAAAAAUAUGGCCAAAAAAGCUUUUGGUUAGUAUCUUAUGCAUGUAUUAUUUAAAUUGGAAUUAGUUUUUUCUAUCAUAACACUGGUGAAGAUUAUUCCACUAUCCAAACAAAAAGGUUAUGAAAUUACUUUUAAUAAUGUUUCAAAAGAGUAUGGCACAGAGGUUUUACACAUUCUGGUACAGAUGUCAAGGUUACUAAUGGAAUUUGUUUUAGGUAGUUUCAACUAUACUACACCAACAAAAAUCCACACAUACUGACAAACUAUUUCUUAAUCUUAGCUCAACAGAUUGCUGGCCACACAACAGAAUUUAUAAGAGAAGUACUUCAAGAGGUUGCCAGGGGCAAUAAAACUGGUGGACUAACAUUACUUUAAGCCUCAGGAAACUUAAAGGUGUUACACUGCGCAUAGUAAUGACAACAGAAACUUGUGUGCAAUGUGCAAUUCUGGCUGUAACACACGGCUCAUGUGAGUCAUUACCCUUUAAUGACGAGCUCUUAAUUGCACCAGUAUUUUAAAGAUCCCUCUAAAGGCCUUGCAAUUUUUGCUCCAAUUUCUAGUGGGACUUUCCUCUGAUGCAUGUGAAUGAGUAGAUGAGUUAUGAAUGUUCUGAGUUAUAGAUGUUCUGAACAUUCAUACCUCAUCCACACAGAAGAUGAAAAUCACACCUAAAAUCACUGUCAGCAAAAUGGGCCAAAAAGAAAUGAAUGCAGGAGCCAAGUGGCCCAACAGGAGAUUUCCUGGUGGCUCCCAAUUAAAACAUCUGAACAAGAAAAUAAACUUAUAGAGUGGGCCUUUUAAGGUGUUAUUUUCCCAGAACCUUUUAGAAGGCCACACUGCCCAUAACCAGGAGAGCAGCAACGAUUGGUAUCUAUGCACGUUUUUUCUCAGUAGCUACCAAUUAUGCCCUCCUAGUUAUAACUGAUUUCUUAAACCGGGGAACUUGCACAUGUGUUCAAGCAAUAUUAGUUAAUGGUAUAAUUCAACUUAAACAUGUAAUAUAGAAUAGAAAUUGGGAUUAUGGUGUGUGGGCAUGUAAGUAGUCUAAAUAUGUCAUAACUAGUAACUAGUUCAGAUUACAUUUCCAAAGGAAAUACAUAUAAUUAUGCAAAAGCUAUUAUUAAUUAAGACAGUACAUAUAGUAUAAGUAAUUGUGAUUAAUUCACAUAAUGUAUAACACUAAUGGUAGUUUAUAUUAUAGUAUAACAUUGCACUUUCGAUAUGAAUAGACAAUGAUAAUCAAUUGUCAAAAAUGUUGGAUGCAAACAUCAUACAAGCUGUUUUGGGUUAAGCAGAUUUCAAGAUUUAUUCGCAAUGCUUGUUCCAUGGCAACAUGUCACAAAUUUGGAACAAUGUGUGUAUACCUAUGGUUUAUACAUAUUCCCACAUGACAAGUUUCUAACUGGAUUUGAAGAAUUCAAAAAUCUGAGCAAUAACAUUGAAUUGUUCUGAUAAAGGUUUGGUACAUUUGGUUAAUCUAUAUAUCAAUAAUAUGCUUUAGCAUAGCUUCUUAUAUACUAUGUAGUAAUCUGUGUGUAUAUUGUACAAUAAUGUAUAUAAUAAUUAUGUAUGUGAUAACAUGUAAAGAACACUAUAGAUUGUAUUUGGCUGCAGGCUUCAGUUUCCAAAAAUAUCAAAAAUUUUUGUAACGACGUAAUGGGGAUAUACUGGUUAUAAACUCAUGUAAAAUGGUCGGUGUGUAAUUUUUUAAAAUUAAAUGGCCAUUGUUAAAGAGUGAAUAUGCCAAUUAUUUUGUUGUUUUUCAUAAUUUAGCUGAUAGCAUGGCAGUAUUUUUGGCUUUGCAAAGAAAUCAUUGACUUAUACCAAACACCACGGCGAAAAGCAUUUAAAGCAUAAUCUCAACGUCGUAGGAUGAUGACAUCAUCACUCCAGUAUAUAAGGAGUCCACAGCGCUCUCCUCUUGACGAGUAACAUAGAUAGUUCGUCAUGACAGGUGAUCCACCUGUUUGCGCGGUUUAUAUAGACGAUUUGCGCGGUUUAUAUAGACGAUUUGCGCGGUUUAUAUAGACGAUUUGCGCGGUUUAUAUAGACGAUUACGCGGUUUAUAUAGACGAUUGUGUGGUUUAUAUAGACGAUUGCGCGGUUUAUAUAGACAAGUCUCUGUCACUUUGCCCGAGUUUGUUCAUCAGACCAUGGUAAUGGUAAUCAUAUACCAUAAUAGACGCUAAAGUGAACAAACCUUACACGGCCUUGUCUCGUACGUAUUCCUCCGCCAUUUUCUUAACACUUUCAACCGUACUUUCGUCUCCAUGUUUCUUUUCAAAUUCAAGAUAUUUUUUAAAAAUAAAUUUCAUCUUCUUUGAGGAUAACUUGCACGCCAGAGCUUUGUCAAAAAGACGUCU